AGAAUCUGGCUCGAAGAGUGUAGAAUUAGAACUCAGCAAGGCUGCGGCGUUCAAAGCAUGGACACCCAGAGUGAGCCUCACACGUUUGGCACGUUUUUGAGAUGACGAGCUGAUGGAUGUUUGGUGACCGUCACGAAACAAAACUGUCCGGGAACCACCCCUGUUCCUUCCCACACCGUUUUGAAGACAACUGCCCAACAACGAUCAGGAACUGCCAUCGCUAUUAGGCUCCUCUCUCUCUCUCUCUUUCGUGCACAUGUUGGUUUGAUGAGCUAUUGCAUCUUUGCCACAGGUGUCCAGUGCUACGAUGACAGAUCCCAUGGAUGCAAGAAGAGCUCGAGCAGCCUAUGCGGAGGCUUGGUGUCUUUACGUUUGGGUUCCCGCCAUCGAUGCCUUCCUCGGAGGGCAGGGAGCAGUGGAUUCCCGGCCCUUGGGACUGGGCGAUGUGUGUUUGCUUCCGUUGGCACUGGCUGGAACACUGGUGCUGGAGUACGGCUGGUCUGCUGGAUGCUUGCGGGUGGCGCAUGCAGUAAAGUUAAUGAUGUUUGCUUACCGCAUGCCGCUGGUUUGGGACCACGAGUGUUGGGCAGCGCUGACUGAGCUGAGCUUUCUUUUCUGGGGGGAGGAGAAGAACUUCCGAAGCUUUUGGCAGCUUUGCCGAGGACAGCUGUUGCUUCUCUACGCGAGUGCUGCCUGGUGGAAGCUCAACACGUCCUUCUUGGAUCCACGGACCUCUUGCAGCACAGUGAUUUUGACCCAGCUGCUCAGCGCUUAUGCACCCCACGAGCUAGCCCUUCAGCUAGCUCCGCUGAUUGUGAGGCUGGCUCCCAUCAUGGGCCUAGCUGGUGAAGCCAUCAUCGCCGUGCUGCUGUUGGUGAGACCAGCACUGGGGGUUGUGACUGCUUCAGCCUUCCACCUGCUUGUGCUUUUGGCUCCGGCGCCCAACUUUGCUGGUGGCUUCUCUGUUUGCUGCGCAGCACGUUUGUUGCUACUGUUGCCAUUGGAGGCUGCUGCACGCUGCUCGCUGCUCAAUCCCUUGGUAGUACUGACUUGUGCUGUUUUUGCAGCAUUGGUCCCCAGCUGCGCCUUUGGUGCCUUUGGUGCCUUGCUUGCAAUGACCCUGCAGGGCGUUUCCGAGGUGCAGACCACGGCCAAGGAGACUCUUGGGAGCUUGCAACGCGUCGUGCUUUGCGCAAGCUUCCUCUAUGCUUUUGUGCUGCCAGUGCUUGGACUUCAGCACAUGGCCUCGUGCUCCAUGUAUGCGAAUCUAAAGCACUAUGGCGGAUCCAACCACCUCAUCGUCCCCACAGGGCUGUUGCAAGACUGGUUUGGGGAUUCUUCGACAGCUUCGUCGCCCUUCGACGCCUUCGGUGGCGGCCUCGUCCGCGUCGAUGACUUCGGUGGCGUGGACGACCUGCGACGCAACGCUUGGAGCGACGUGGAGCCGCCAAGGGCGGUGCAGCUGCUGACGGCGAACGGGCACAGUGGCCGACAAUUUGCAGCCUACUAUGCAAGGAUGGAUUCGUUGAAGGUCGCUGGCGUCCAAUCGCUUCACGUCCAUCAUCCCGUGGUGAUGCCCGCCUUUGAGCUCCGCCGAGCACUGGCCCGCUCCGCCCGCUCCGACUCCGCUGACUCCGACCCUUCCAGCUCGGUGCGCGUGGUGCGGCUGCCGCAGAGGCUGCGGACACCCAAGGAGUGGAGAGACUUCCAAGGUGUCCAGCUACACUUUUGGCCCAACGGCAGCUGCACGAAGGAUGAAGAGAACCUGUCGGAUGUCCCGUGCGCGACGGACGACCUGACUUUGUUCUUGCCACCUCCGUGGUGGCUCCGAAAGAUUUUGUUGCCCUAUCCAUAUCCACUACUCCCGGAGGAUGACACAGAGAUCCAUUGCAGCAGCUGAAUGGGUGGAAGUCCAUGAGGCUUUGGACAGCUGGCGGCGGUUUGAUGCAAAGAAGUUUAGUUGCGAGAAAUUGCUCAGAGCUCGUGUCUCAACUGGAGAUCAUGGAGGAGCAGGCAGUCUGGCAGCCAUCCCCAGCAGCGGGAAGCGGCAGGAUUUGGCGAAGCAGGCAUGCGCUGCUGAACGGUGCUAACCGGGUGUUGAGCGAGACUUGUCUCGAGAUCUUUAUCCUUUCGUUUUGGGCUUCCAAGUUGUUCAUUCCGGUCUCCGGGGUUCCCACAAGUUCCCCAGUCUCAACAUUGUUCAAGGCCAGGUCAUCCUCUCCAUGGCACAAGCUGCCGUUGGCGCGUGCGGC
Durusdinium trenchii is the source of this 2252-nucleotide messenger RNA. NCBI's taxonomy places the organism in Eukaryota, Dinophyceae, Suessiales, Symbiodiniaceae. The record is from the annotation of a GenBank genome assembly.